GGGCUGGCAGCAGCCGCUGCCCCGGGCGUGCGGUGUGCGAGUCCUGCCGGUGUCCCUGCAAUGAGCGGCCCGGUUGCGGUGGGAAGGGGGAAAUGAUCUCACUGACGGCGCAGCCGCAUCGAGCACAAACCGGCCGCUCUCCGUUCUGCCUCGCUGCCUUUAACAGCUGGGGCAGAUUAACCCCGUACUACGUUUUACACCUCGGUAUUUGUGUCUGCAGCCGCGUCCCCGCAGCGCUCGCACACCGCGCAGCAGCCGUUCCCCUCCGGGGGCGGAGGCUGCGGGGCCCCUCCCUGCGCCGGGCGGUCCCGGGCCUGCCGCGGGCCGGAGGAGGCGGCUCCGGGCCGCGGGAGCGCCUCUGUCCCCAUGGCGGCCGCCGCGGAGGGGCCGCCCGAGGCCGGCGCGCAGCCCGCCAAGCAGGAUCCUGCUAUUGAAACCGCAGAGGAAGCUAAGGAGCCAGCUGAAGCAGAUAUCAAUGAACUCUGCAAAGACAUGUUCAGCAAAAUGGCCACUUACUUGACAGGUGAACUGACAGCCACCAGUGAAGACUACAAACUCUUGGAAAACAUGAAUAAGCUGACUAGCUUGAAGUACUUAGAAAUGAAAGAUAUUGCUAUAAACAUCAGUAGAAAUCUGAAGGAUUUAAAUCAAAAAUAUGCUGAUCUUCAGCCAUAUCUGGAACAGAUAAACCUAAUUGAGGAACAGGUUGCAGCUCUGGAGCAGGCAGCUUAUAAAUUGGAUGCAUAUUCCAAAAAACUUGAAGCCAAGUACAAAAAACUGGAGAAACGAUGAAAUUACAACAGUCUAUAAGCUGGAGUUGGGCAGUGAAUCGGACUGAUCUCUGGUUUUGCACAGCAGCAAUUCUGUAUGUUGACAAGGAUUUGGUUACAGCUGACAUGGAGACUGGGAACUUUUUCCAGCUAUUGAAUACAGUAGGCUGUAUUCAAGCUUAAGGCUGAAUAAUAUUUUCCUCUUCUCAAGGGGUACUGUUGCCUCAGUUCUGCAGUGAAAAGUAGAAGCUUGUCCUUAACUCAUGUUGACAUUGGCUAUAUGUGUGUUAGUCCUGUAUUCCACAUGAAAUACUUGGUCUAGGGAAAGUUUUCCAUAAUCAUAAGACAAUUUUCCCUUAGUAGCAGCAGGACCUAAACUUGAAUUUUUCCUUCGUUGAGCUCUGUGUUGGAAAGAUACCUGGUCCUUUGGACUUAAUGGGCGGGGUAUUGAAAACACUUCAUUUUGGUGUCCCCUUUUAUCUAUUUGAAAUAGAGAGACUAAUUACAAAUUUACAAUAAACUUGCUGCAUAUAUUUCUCUGGAAUCUCAAAUUCUGUUGGAAAGAUUACACAAACUGUUUUUUUAAUUUUUUUUAAAAAAGGAUCUAUUAAUAAAGACAAACUCCUUCAAGCUGCUAGGGAUGAUAGAAGAGAAUAUGUUUUAAACUGUGCAUUGAGUAUUCCUGCAGUUGUAUUCUUUGGCUGGACGUCUGGUGAAGUUUCAAGACAUAGUACUUUAUCACAUGCUCAGUUAACUUUACCAGUGAAUUUUGAUCCUAGUAGUUUUUGAAGUGGCAUGCCUAGCCCAAAGUCUGCUUCUCUACUAGGUUAACCAUGUUCCAAAUUGCUGAUUUGGCAGAGUUCUUUGUACUGAACAGGUAUUCCUUCUACUCCAAGUAUAUUUUUUCUGUACCUGUUGAUCUUAAGUAAUUCAGGCUGGCUUUUCAGUGAGUUGCAGUUGAAGACAGUACAAGUACUGAUAUGUAGGAAAGAAGUGGUUCAAACUUAGCAUGUUUAAAAGAAUGCCUAGUCAGGUUGCCAGUGUGAUAAAGAUCAUCAUGCUGUCAGGGUGUGUACAGCCACUAAUUAGUCAGGAUGGACAGUUUUCCCUAGUGCUCUUUAAAAAGAGUGAAGCAGAUGACUUUUGAGAGCCUUCACUAUCACUUUGAAAAUCCUGGGUUUGAAAUAGAAAUAGCAUUUUUGUGCUCACAGUGUUGCCAACAGGGGGACACAGGGAGUCCCUGCCAGCAGGGAAAACCACAGAUCGCACAGGAGAGGCACAGUUCGGACCAUGCCUUGUUUGUGUUGAAAAAGUUGCUUGUACACAAAAUACAGUGCCAUUUUAAAACUACAAGGAUGAAAACUUCCAGGGACUCUGAAUAUGGAGAUCCUUCUAGCCGUGCACUGUCAUCAAGUGCUUAGUGUUUUCAGGUAAGAAAAGUAAGAAAUAGUGAGUUCCUUCAGAAACUCUUGAGUAUUCCACCUCCAGGAUGCAAAAAUGAGAGAAGGGGCUUGUCCCACAAUUGACUUUAUUUUUGAGAGGAAAUUUAAGAGAUGGAGUUCCUGGCUGACUGGAGGCCUGUGUGACAGUGGCAUCCCAGUUAGAUUAAGAGCUGACAGCUGUGUUCCCAGUUGUGUCUCUGAAUAACUGUUACCCUCCCUGCCUGAGGGAGCUCUGUGUUGCUGGUAGAAUCCAAAUCAUGUUAAGGAUGGCAGGUGUUUGGAGGGUAGCACCAUGGAAGAGACAUAGGUGUGUGUGAACAGCAUUGUACUGGGGAAAUGUAUAGUCAGUCCAAAAAGCCAGCCAAAGCCAUGACUUGGUUACUGCUCAGAUGUUUCACCUGGAGAAUCCCUGAGAAAUUCCAGAGGAGGUACAGAAGGAGGUUAAAUCUCACAGUUCUCCUUUGCAGAACUUUCUGAUAGAAAAUAGAGUAAGAAAAUAGCAGGUUCUUAAAGGGAGGAACAGGAGGAAAACAGAACUAAAGGAGGGGUGAUGGAUAGGAGUCCAGGGGAAAAGUGUGUCUUAAAAGUGGUCUGCAAACCACUUUGGAGCUGAAACCUUAAUGUUUUUAAUGGCUUGGACUGCAACUGAAAACCAGGGGAUGAAAAUCAGCCUAGCAAAUACAGCUCUGUCAGCAGAAGCAGAAGAAUUCUGUUUUUCCAGCAUCUUAAGAUGGUCAGCCCAGUCACUCUAACAUGUUAUUUUGAAGUCAUUCAAGUUUCAGAGCAGUACUCAGUGGAGGUAUCCAGUCUUCAGAAUCAGGGCAAAUGGCUUUAACCCUCCUCUGAUCCCAAAGCGCACUUCAUAGCAUGGUGGAGUCUCCAGGUGCUGAAGCUGUUUUGCUGAUCUGCAUUGGCUUGCAGCUUCAUUCUUCCUUGGCUUUUCAGCAUGGAGGAAGAUGACUGGUACAAGCAAGCUGCUCCCUCAUUUGCUUUGGCUAUUUUAGUUGUGGCACAGCUAAAGAGGAAGUACAGUCAGUGCUUUCUUCUUUUUAUCUGGUAAGAGGACUUAUUUCUGUGAUCCUGUGACAUUUGUGGCUUUUUGCCUUUGCAGUGCCAUGCUAGUAAUGCAUAUCUAGCUUAUUAAUAUUUGAAAGGAAGCAACUUCCAUUGGUUUCACAUAAACAGUUAAUGGCAUUGUGGUAAUAUUACAGUUCAGUCUUUUCCCACAUAGUACAGAUUCAGCUCUCUUCACUGUAAUCACUAUAUAUUAUACAUUGAUGGGAAUGUGAUCAAGACAGGAAAUUCCAGCCAUUCAUCUGUACAUAUGUUUGGCAAGUUAUAUAAACUCUAUUUAUGAUUUUUUUUUUUGUGACUGUAAUAUUGCUGUAGUGAUCUUUAUGUACUUCAUAAAAUAUUGGGAAGAUGUAAGCUGGCGUUCAUCUAGGAAAAGGUGCUGUGGAGGGGGGAUCCUGGUAUUAUUUAAAUUUGUCUUUUUUUUACCCAAUGAACAGCUCUGUAACCACAGUUGGGGUUCUGAUAGGUCCCAUAGGGUCAGUGCAGCUUUAUCCCAAAUUGGGAAUGGACGUUUACAGGUCAUUACCCAGCUCAUUCUUCAAGCCACAGUACAUUUCAUAUGAGUGAAAUGAAGCCGUCAGAUGUGUACAGGACUUGAAAGAGAUUUUGGAAUGUAAGCUUUGUGGACACUGCUUUUACAAUAAAAGAUUUUCUGGAAUAUCAGAGAAACAACAAUUCAGUAUACUGCUUCUUUAUUUUGCAGUAUAAAUUGUAAUUCCAUAAACCCUCAUUGUAAUCACACAGAGGAUGACCCAUCUGCCCAGUCAUUGAUAAACUCUCCCCCCCACAGUAGACAGUAAGUACUGAGGCAAGAAUACAAUAAAUGGUCAUUAUUUAACAUAAAAAAACAAAA
Messenger RNA from Poecile atricapillus (Black-capped chickadee), 4139 nucleotides. It is a transcript of the gene BLOC1S2, whose product is annotated as biogenesis of lysosomal organelles complex 1 subunit 2. Lineage: Eukaryota; Metazoa; Chordata; Aves; Passeriformes; Paridae. The coding region runs from base 367 to 792 and encodes 141 amino acids. Gene Ontology annotation, biological process: lysosome localization; endosomal transport. The transcript has 5 exons. The record is from RefSeq and is a predicted model, not a curated record. Gene Ontology annotation, cellular component: gamma-tubulin complex; BLOC-1 complex; BORC complex. Gene Ontology annotation, molecular function: gamma-tubulin binding.